Molecule: messenger RNA, 4650 nt
Organism: Oxyura jamaicensis (ruddy duck)
Lineage: Eukaryota; Metazoa; Chordata; Aves; Anseriformes; Anatidae
Product: alpha-2-macroglobulin-like protein 1
Cellular component (GO): extracellular region
Molecular function (GO): endopeptidase inhibitor activity
Source: RefSeq, a predicted model, not a curated record
UUAGGAACAUCUGAGGGGUGUAUUUAGGAUUGUUCCAAGCCAUCAAUACAGGCUACUCUCUCCUCCUGUGUGGAUCUUGACAGCUGACUUUCCCAGCCCAAGCAAUGGGAGCACCAGUGCUCCUUUUAGCCCUGACCCUGUUCUCAGUUGCAGCUGAAGCAAGCCUGGAACCUCAUUACAUGGUGGUGUUCCCUGCCAUCAUUCACCAUUCCCAAGAGGAGAAGCUCUGCAUUCACCUCAGCUCUCUGACUGAGGCUGUUCGCCUGGCUGUCACCCUGGAGGUGGAAACUGAGAAUCACAUGCUGGUGGAACAGGACGUGGAGAAGCCAGGUACUUUUGAGUGCAUCACCUUCCAGGUACCAGAGUUAAUUCCCUGGGAAAGAGAUGCUUCAGCUUCACAAUCAGAGGAGGUGGUUUUUCUGCAUGUCUUGAUACAAAGCGGUGACAGUGUGCUCUUUGAGGGUCGCAAGAAGGUACUGGUCAAGCCCCAGAAGAACAUAAUUCCGGUAGAGACAGACAAGGCCUUAUACAAACCUGGAGAAACAGUGAGAUUUCGAAUUGUGAACCUUGAUAAUGACCUUAAAGUCAUUAAAAAUGAGUAUCUCCAGAUAUGAUGGCUAUUGGAUCCUAAACAUAACCGUAUUGCUGAGUGGCUGAAUGUAAAGUCAAGAAAUGGCAUUGUGGGUCUGUCCUUCCCCUUGGCCUCUGAAGCAGCCCUUGGGAAUUAUACCAUCUCAGUGCAACAAGACACGGCUAAAAAUACCUUCGUCGUUAAAGAAUACGAGCUGACAAAAAUUGAAUUAGAGAUUGAGCACCCUCCCUUUAUCAGUACAGCAGAUGAGGAAUUUCAGCUGAAGUUAUGUGGCAAAUAUACCUAUGGGAAGCCUGUUCAAGGGAAAAUAGAUAUUACUUUUAUGACAUUGUUACAACUUUUGAAGAGAGAUUUCUCAAAUUCUACUGAGAUGAGGAAGAAACAGAGCUGGACAGACAAGAAUGGCUGUACUACUUUUAUGGUGAAGACAAAGACUCUGGAAUUAAAUGAAUCUGAUAGCUACAUAUAUGUGAAAGGGGAAAUGGAGGAAAUUGGAACAGGAGCAAAGACUGAAAAUGUAUCUGAAAUUCCUAUUGUGACAAGAGUGAAGUCUAUAGAGUUUAUCAAUCCCCAUCCAUUCUACAAACGUGGAUUACCAUACACAGGGAAGAUGCUUUGCCACAGUGAUGACUCUCCCCUCCAAAACGAAACAGUCUACCUAACAAUUGACAUUGACGAUGAGGAGACACACCUGUCAUUCCUCACAAAUGAGAAAGGGGAAGUCCACUUCUCACUGGAUACCACCAGCUGGAACAGCACACUGGUUUCUUUGAAGGGCACCUACUACCUUGGAAAUGACACUGAGGAGAAAUCUGAAGGCAUUGAGGAUAGCUUCCACUGGCUGAAACCUUUCUACUCUGAGAGCAACAGCUUCCUUGAGAUCAAGGCCAGGAAUGAUGUGAUGCCCUGUGGUCAAGAGCAGGAAGUGCAAGUGGAUUACAUCCUUGACCAGAAUAAACUCAGCUCUAAAGCAGACCACAUUGAUUUCUACUACUUGGUGAUUGCCAAAGGCAGGAUCCUUUUCAGUGGAGAGAAACAGGUAUCAAUUCUCCAGCAUGAGAAUCUACAGGGUUCCUUCUCAUUCACUCUGACUGUUGGCAAUGACUUCCUUCCUGACAUCAAACUUCUAGUGUAUGCUCUCUUCUUGGAUGGAGAGGUGGUAGCUGAUGUGGAAGAGUUUCAAGUAGCAACAUGCUUUAAAAACAAGGUGGCACUGGACUUCUCAAGCAAGGAGGAAGUCCCAGGUUCAAAAGUCAGUCUGGAUCUCAAGGCUGCUCCAGGGUCCCUGUGCUCUGUCCAAUCUGUUGACAAGAGUGUCCUCCUGACGUGGAACAAUACCCUAACGGCAGACACACUGUAUAAGACAGUCUUUGAUGACAGCUUUGUAAUUGGAGGACGAGGGUUCCCUUAUCACCUGGAAGAUGAUGCAUACCCCUGUCUGCCCCAGAAAUCUGGUCUCCAUAAAAAGACUCGGAUGGAAGCACCAUGGUACCAAAGUGAAGCUGAUGUCUUUAAUCUGUUUAAGAUGUUGCGCAUGAAAAUAUUAACCAAUACUAAAAUCAAGAAACCAGUUUCCUGUAUAAAACGAGGCUUUAAGAAAAAGGUGUUGUCCAGCAAAGACAGUAUAGCUGACAAUUAUGUUGGCCGUGCUGAUUCUGUACCUCAGUCAGAUGACACAGAGAAGCCCAAACCACGGACACAUUUCCCAGAAACCUGGAUUUGGGAUUUGGUCCCUGUUGGUGAUGAAGGGCAAGCAUCUCUCCAACUUACUGUACCCGACACUAUUACAGAAUGGCAUACCAAUACCUUCUGUGUUGCCGAUACUGGCUUUGGGCUCUCUCCUUUGGCCACAAUUAGGGUCUUCCAGCCUUUCUUUGUAGAUCUGUCACUGCCCUACUCUGUGACCCGAGGAGAGACUUUCAGCCUAAAAGCCACUGUCUUCAACUAUCUCAAGGACUGUAUCCAAGUGCACACCACCCUCAAAGACACCCCAGAACUAAAGGUGGAUGCCUGUCCAGGCUGCCAGUUCACCAGCUGCCUCUGUGCCAAUGAAACAAAAACCUUUGUGUGGAAUGUGACAGCUACCAGACUGGGCAAAGUGAAUAUCACUGUAAGCAGCAUGGCAGAAGAUUCACAUGAUCUGUGUGAUAACCAGGUUGCUGUGACACCAUUGCGAGGAAAGACAGACACAGUGAUAAAACCUCUGCUUGUGAAGCCAGAAGGCGUACCAAAAAAGAAGACGCAAAAUGCCUUUCUCUGUGCUACAGAUAAUACAGUCUCUGAAGAAUUCUCCCUGACCCUGCCUGCAGAAACACUGGAGGGAUCUCGCCGAGCCACUUUCUCUGUGAUUGGGGAUAUCAUGGGCCCAGCACUUCAGAAUUUAGGUCAGCUGCUUGAGAUGCCCUUUGGCUGUGGUGAACAGAACAUGGUUCAGUUUGCACCCAACAUCUUCAUACUCCAGUACUUGCAGAAGACUAAUCAAUUGGACCCAGAAAUUGAAGAUAUAGCAUUGUAUUUCCUGACAACUGGUUACCAGCGUCAGCUGCUCUACAAACAUGACGAUGGUUCCUACAGUGCCUUUGGGAAAGCAGACACGCAGGGCAAUACAUGGCUGACAGCCUUUGUGGCCAGGUCUUUUGGGCAGGCCAGCUCUCACAUUUACAUCAAUAAGGAUCAUGUGCAGGAUGCUGUGCUUUGGCUGCGGAAGCACCAACUGCCCAGUGGAUGCUUCCAGAGUGUGGGGAAGCUCUUCAAUAAUGACUUGAAGGGUGGUGUGGAUGAUACACUCUCAUUAACAGCCUAUAUCACUGCUGCACUUGUGGAACUCCACCUGGAGAAGAAUGACACAAUGCUGGAUAAUGCCUUGCAUUGCCUCAAGAAUAUAACAAUUGAUGAGACCAAUCUUUAUGUCAAGGCCUUGAUGGCUUAUGUCUUCACAUUGACCAAGGAUAUGGAGAUAAGACAACAGCUCCUGGAUAAGCUAGAGAAGGAAACUGCAGAGCAUCUGACAUCAGAUUCCAGCAGUGAAGAAUCUUCUUCUUCUAUGAUUGAGAUAGUAGCCUACAUCCUUCUGGCUCAUGUCUCCAACCCAGACUUGGCAGUCAAUGAAAACACAGUGAGCAAGCUUGUGCACUGGUUCAGUGAACAAAGAAAUCAUGGGGGAUUUGCUUCCACACAGGACACAGUUGUUAGCCUGCAGGCACUGGCUCAGUAUGCAGCCCUGUUUCCUCAUGAAAUGAGAAAUGUAAAUGUGACAGUGAAAGGAAAGGAGGCUUCGCCAUUAGAGUUCCACGUGCACAGGAACAACAAGUUGGUCCUGCAUCAGGCAUCUCUUCUUGCAGUCCCAGGGACGUACACAGUACAGGCGACCGGCAGUGGCUGUGUGUAUGUCCAGAGUACUCUCUACUAUAACACCCCACCACCAGAAACAGGAGAGGCCUUUGUCCUGGAUGUGCAAACAGUACCAAGAGAGUGUGAUGGUGUCAGGAAACAGCUUGACAUCCACAUAUCUGUCAGUUACAUCGGGGAUCGUGGGACCAGUAACAUGGCCCUGGUGGAGGUGGAGAUGCUGUCAGGUUUCAUUGCUAUGAAGAGGUCUGUGAAAGCGCUGGAGAAGGUACUCUUUGUGAAAAAGACAGAGAUAAAAACAGACAGAGUCACAAUCUACUUGGAAGAGCUGGAUAAGAUUUCUCUGAAGCUUAACAUCUCAGUGGACCAAGAUAUUGAAGUACAGAACCUGAAACCAGCAACAGUACAUGUCUAUGACUACUAUAAGCCAGAUGACCACACAGCAAGAGAAUACAAUUCCCCUUGCAGUUCAGAUGUCUAGAUGGAUUCCUACAAGAACCCCAUGGCUCUGGAACCAGCAAUGUGAGUUUCCCACUUCCAUAAGGGAAACUUCAUUGCUCUGGCUCUACUCUGUGUACUGUGCUGUACCCACUUCUGUUCUGUUGGAUGCACCCUAUUUCUUUUGAUGCCCGUAGUUUCUAUGUGAAACAUGACUUGACAUGCAGUAGAUUGGGUUUGAGUGAAAUAAAGUAUAUGGAACUUGAAAAGAA